Pundamilia nyererei is the source of this 2316-nucleotide messenger RNA. RefSeq names its product cilia and flagella associated protein 57 (gene cfap57). NCBI's taxonomy places the organism in Eukaryota, Metazoa, Chordata, Actinopteri, Cichliformes, Cichlidae. Gene Ontology annotation, molecular function: protein binding. The transcript is spliced from 12 exons. The annotation marks the transcript as partial. The record is from RefSeq and is a predicted model, not a curated record.
GUGACUCUCAAUCGGUUCCGCGAGGGCUUUUCUGGCUUUCAGAAGUAUUAAUGUUUUCUGGAAGUGUUUGUUAUGCGCAGAGACACUCUUCAGUUUUCAAGUCUGCUGCUGCUGCUGACAUAUUAUUAUUUUUUUAAGUGACAUCUAAAAAUGUCUUUUGUAGUUGCUCAGUCCCAUUUCAUUUUCGGUGUACGGACUGGUGUGAGGAACAAUUUGUGUUUCUUUGACGAGCAAACCGUCGUCUUCCCCAGCGGAAACAGCUGCGUGUGUUUCAACACUGUCCAACGAUGGCAGCGGUUCAUUUCAGGCUCAGAGAGAAGUCAGGGAAUGCGUGCUAUGACCAUCAGCUCCAACAGACGCUACCUGGCAGUGUCAGAUUAUGGAGAGAGAGCCACCGUCACUGUGUUUGACCUGCAGCAUGAGCAGGGCAGAAAGAGAAAGGUUUUGAGUGCAGGAGACAUGUCUGUUCAAGAGUUUAUCUGCAUUGCUUUCUCUCCUGAUUCCAAGUACCUGAUAGGCCUGACAGGGAGCCCCGAGUGGAUGCUGAUCCUCUGGCUUUGGGAGAAACACAAACUCCUGGCAACACUGAAGACAACAAACACAAAUAAUCCUGUCACCCAGGUCAGCUUCAACCCUUACAACAACACACAGAUCUGUGUGAGCGGAACCGGUGUUUUCAAGCUGUUCCGCUACUCAGAGGGGGCCCUGAAACCAAGCAGUGUUGCAAAGGUUGAGUCCAUCAAUUUCCUGUGCCACACCUGGGUGUCAGAGCACAGGGUGAUCGCUGGCACAGACACUGGCAGGCUGCUGGUGUUUGAGUCUGGAGACCUGCGAAGAGAGAUCAGCAUGACUUGUGUGCAGGGCCAGCCUGCCAGGCAGGUGGAGGUAAAGAAGAUCAAAGAUGCUAAUGUGAAUGAAGGUCCCUCUGUCCCUUCCAUCACAGCAAUCCUGUCCUACUCCAAAGGCUUUGCAUGCUCUAGAGGUCCUGGCACCGUUUUUCUGUUUGAGCAGACAGAUGAGAAUGGUUACAGAAAGACCAGGGAGAUAAAGAUCCCUCUAGAUGCAUACUGCAGCGGUGUGACCUUGGCAGAAUACCAGCAGAUUGACACCAUAUGCAUCAGUCCAGCAGAGGAGACUUUGGCCAUCAGCACAAACCAAGGACAGCUGUACAGUGUCAGCCUGUCCUCUGUGGACAUGAACAAGGAGGAUAAACUACACUUUGAGUUCCUGUCCCAGUCCUUCCACUCCAGCUCCAUCACUGGUUUGUCCAUCUGCAUACGCAAGCCCCUCGUAGCCACCUGCUCUCUGGACCGCUCUGUCCGCAUCUGGAACUACGAGACAAAAGUGUUGGAGCUGUGCAAGGAGUUCCAGGAGGAGGCGUACAGCGUGGCACUACAUCCCACAGGCCUCUUCAUCCUUGUGGGGUUUUCAGACAGACUCAGGCUGAUGAACCUGCUUAUUGAUGACAUCCGCACCUUCAAGGAGUUCACUGUGCGCAGCUGUAGAGAGUGUGCUUUUAGCAACGGUGGCCACAUGUUUGCAGCUGUCAAUGGAAACAUCAUUCAAAUCUAUUCUGUCACCUCUUUUGACAAUAUCCUUAAUCUGAAGGGCCACAAUGGAAAGGUGUGUCGGAUUGAAUGGAGCCUGGACGACAGCCGGGUCGUGUCUUGUGGGGUGGAUGGGGCAGUGUACGAGUGGAACACGCAGAGUGGCAAGCGGGAGUCAGAAAGCGUCCUAAAGUCCUGUAGUUAUACAGGUGUGGCCUUCUCCUCAGACUGUAAAACCAUCCUGGCUGUGGGAACAGACCUCACUCUGAAGGAGAUCCAAGACUGUCAGGUACUGAGGGAGGUUCCAGCUGAUGAGACAGCUCACACUGCUCUUGCAGUGUCCCAUUCUGGUAGAGUGGUCUUCACCGGGACCUCCAGUGGGACUGUAAGGGCCAUUAAAUACCCAUUACCUAUCCAGAAGGAAUGGAUGACAUACCAGGCUCACUCUGGGCCUGUCACCAAGAUGGUGAUCACGUAUGAUGAUCAGUUCCUGCUGACAGUGUCUGAAGACGGCUGUCUGCUGAUUUGGAAAAUCAUCGAUAAGGAAGGCAGAGGUCUAAAGAGCAACAAACACAUAGUCCACACAGAAGAGAUCCUUAUCACCAAGUCAGACCUGGAGGAGAAGACCCAGCACAUGCUGGAGAUGAAGAUGCGGCUGGAGGAGCUGCAGAUGGAGAAUGAGUACCAGCUCCGCCUGAAGGACAUGAACUACAACGAGAAGCUCAGAGAGCUGUCUGACAACUUUGUCCAGCAGAUAGAAUCUCUGAAA